AUGAAGGUUGUCAUGAGUGCUACCAUUCGGCAUUCGCAGGUCCGAGUGCAGAUUAAUGUAACUCUAAGAACUGGUCAAGAAAACUUUGUCAUACAGCAUCCCAAUAGCAAGCAUAUUUGUAAAGCACAAAGCUCCAAUACAUCUCGACCAUUAUCUCGUCUCAUUAACGUUGACACUAGCAACCUCGCGCGCCAGGACGAUUCACCCCCUCCUCGUGUUCUAACCAACCUGACUACCGCUGCGAAAAUGCGUGUCCUUUGUUUGCAUGGCGGAGGUAUAAACUCUCGAAUCUUCAAAACCCAAACAGCUGAAAUCCGCUACGAAUUGGGUGAUGACAUUACCUACGACUUCGUUGAGGGUACCAUUCCCAGUGAGAUGUAUCCCGGAGUCGAGAUCAUCGCCGCAGCUAGUGAGCAAACGUUCGCCUAUGUUGACGACAAAGACCCUUCUACCUGGCUAUCCAUUCACCAGAGCUUAAGCCAACACCUCCAGACGGACGGUCCUUACGAUGGGGUGAUAGCAUUCAGUCAAGCAGCCACGUUGAUAUUAUCUUAUAUAAUCCACAUCACAAAAGAGCGCAAUUCUGGGAAGCCCGUCCACGUUCCUUUUCGGUUUGCUGUAUUUUUCUCCAUCGUGUUGCCUCCCGUGGAUUAUACCACUCUACAGGAAAAACGGGUUGUAGAGAUGGAGGCUGACGCUGCGAGGGACCUGGUGGAUAUUCCCACAGCGCACAUCUGGGGGGUGAAAGAUCCAGGGGCAAAGGGCGCGGAAGAGGCCAGUAGAUUCUGUAGUCCCAACACUCGGUGGGUUUAUGUCCAUGGAGGGGGCCAUGAGAUCCCAGGAUCUGGAACCAAAAAAGCAGUAGUUCGGACGACCCAUAUGAUACGCAGGGCGAUUGAAAGCUGUGGGUCCUGA
Messenger RNA from Aspergillus tanneri, 915 nucleotides. RefSeq lists its product as uncharacterized. Bases 1 to 915 code for a protein of 304 amino acids. Gene Ontology annotation, cellular component: cytoplasm; nucleus. NCBI's taxonomy places the organism in Eukaryota, Fungi, Ascomycota, Eurotiomycetes, Eurotiales, Aspergillaceae. The record is from RefSeq and is a predicted model, not a curated record. The transcript is spliced from 5 exons.